AUGGCUAUGUCGGAUGCAGAUGAGCUAAAUAUCACCGUGGCGGUUCGCUGUCGAGGCCGUAACGAAAAAGAAGUGGGGGCACGCAGUUCUGUGGUUGUGGCAGUGCCAGACGUGACCGGGACUAACGAGGUUUCCAUAAAUACUUCUGGUGAGACUGGGAUAGCCGCACAGAUCAACUCUAAAGUAUACACCGUCGAUAAGGUGUUUGGGCCAAGCGCAGAUCAAGCGCUUAUUUUCAAGAGCAUAGCAGAACCGCUGUUCCAAGAUUUCAUCAAAGGCUACAACUGCACCGUUCUUGUGUACGGCAUGACGUCCACCGGUAAGACAUACACCAUGACUGGUGACGAAAAGCUUUACGACGGUGAAUUGAGCGAAGGUGCCGGUAUUAUUCCUCGCGUGUUAUUCAAGAUUUUCGACGCAUUGGAGGACGCAGACGGCGACGACUAUAUGAUCAAAUGCUCAUUCGUGGAGCUGUACAAUGAAGAGCUUAAGGACCUGCUGGAUGAGGUUCAGGACGCCAAUGUACCCAAAAAGCUGCGUAUUUUCGACUCCGCCGGAAAUCACAACAGCAACAGUAGAAAUAACUCCAGGACGAAUUCUCCGAAAUUUGCAGAAUCUCAUGCCGCCUCGAAUUACUCUGCUAGACGAAGGAUAAGGGCCUCCCCUAGUGUCUUUAGAUCCGCCAAAUCAACGGUAACUAAGCCGCCCCCAUCCACAGAAAUAAGCUCUGCUAUCCAUAUUCAGAAUUUACAAGAACUCCAUAUCAUGAAUGCCAAAGAAGGGAUAAGGCUUUUACAGCGAGGACUCAAGCAAAGACAAGUAGCCUCCACUAAGAUGAAUGAUUUUUCAAGUCGAUCUCAUACUAUUUUUACCAUAAUGCUUUACAAGAAAUGUGGUGAUGAAAAUUUCCGCGUCUCAAAAAUGAAUUUGGUUGAUUUGGCUGGUUCCGAAAACAUCAGUAGAUCUGGUGCACAAAAUCAAAGAGCCAAGGAGGCUGGUUCUAUUAAUCAAAGUCUACUAACGCUGGGCAGAGUAAUAAAUUCUGUAGCCGAUAAAAAUGCUCACAUUCCUUUCCGUGAAUCCAAGCUGACUAGACUCUUACAGGACUCACUUGGUGGAAAUACCAAGACAGCUUUAAUUGCCACGAUCUCCCCGGCAAAAGUCAAUUCUGAGGAAACUUCUAGCACUUUAGAAUAUGCCUCCAAAGCCAAAAAUAUCAAAAAUAAGCCCCAGGUAGGGAGUUUCAUUAUGAAAGACGUCUUAGUUAAAAGCAUUACUGCAGAACUUAUCAAGAUCAAAUCCGACUUAUUAUCAACCAAAUCUAAAGAUGGAGUUUUUAUGAGUCAAGAAAACUACAAGGAACUUACCAAUGAAUUGGAGAAUUACAAAACUGAGGUUCAAGAAUGUAAACGGGCGAAUGAGCGAUUGAACCUUCAAAAUUCAAUACUUAUGAAAGAGAAAAAAAUCAGCAACGAAAUCAACGAGUCGCAGAAAGCUAAAGUUCGCAACCUCGGGAACAACAUCGAGUACCUUUAUGACAAAAUUGAUAGGCAGCACAGAAACGAGCAAGAACUUUCAAACGUUGUUCAAGAGCUAAUGAAUGCUCUUCACACUAUGCAGAAGUCUCUUCAGGUUUACGAGGACCAAGGACAGAGAUUUCAGACUGAAAUGGAGAGAGUCCUCUACGAAAAUGUCGGAUCCUUCAAGAAAUCUCUCAUUAACGAGAUCGCGAAAUUGAAGGAUAAUAUUGACGAGGAUAGCAUUGAUGUGGAUGUCAAUAUCGACACCCUCUCAAAAGAACUCUCUAGGAUAUUUGAAUCCUUGAACACCUCGAGCAAUGACAUCUGUCAAAAAUUUCUUCGAGAAAUUUCGGAUCAGACGCCCAGACAAUUUCGAGAAAUUCAUAACCAGGUGGAGCGUAUUACAAAUGUUGUUGAGACAUACUCAUCUGAUUUGAUGACUCAUCUCAGCAGCAUAAGUGAAGAGUACAACAACUUGAAGGAUUAUCUCAAUGAGCAAUUCUUUAAAAACAAUUUCCAAGAAGCCCUCGAUGUACAUGUGGAUCGCACGUAUCAUCAAUUGAAGGUUUCGGCUAAUUCUGUAUUUGCCCAGCUGCGUGAAAUGAUGAAUGAGCACUUAGAAACCAACAAAAAUUCUAUGAUGCAGAGUCUGAAGAGUGCCGCGACCGAGGUCGUCGCAAAGGAAAUGGGGCUUUUAGACCCAGUGAAACAAGCUUGGGAAACGUCAUUACAGAACAUAAAUGAGUGCGACAAGCUUAACAAUGAUUUUGAGAGUAAUAUGGGACUAGCAGUGAGAGCAGUAACUGAUAAAAUAGAUCAAGCCGAAAACAUGUCCGGUUCGGCCAUGAGAGAUGUUGGAGAGAACUUGUCACAGCUCAAGGAUGCUUCUGCCAACUUCCAGAAAAACGGUGUGAUAAGCACGAAUGUUAAUUGCAUUAAAAGAAAACAUGAGUUACUCAAAACUCAGGUUCAAAACAGCGCUAAUUAUAUGCACGCGGCUACACAAAAGUUUGAUGAGAUUGAUGGGUCAAUACAGGAUUUACUAACCUCACAGGCUAUUCCACAACUUCGGAGCGAAGAGCGAAUAGAAGGUCUAUUGGAGCAACUGAAUGACAAACCGCUAAGGCCACUAGGACCGUCAGGAAAAACUCCAAUGAGAAUCACUCAGCACGCAACUAUUAAUUCCGAUCAAUUACUCCCACCACGCCAAAAGACCUAUUCCAUAUCUCCUAUUAGGGAGAUUGACGGCAAUAGACGCGCAGUUUCUCCGGUGAAACGCAAGGCAGCGGAGGAGCGAGAUCUAAGAGAACUCAAAACUCAAAAGAUAGAAUAA
Molecule: messenger RNA, 2853 nt
Organism: Lachancea nothofagi CBS 11611
Lineage: Eukaryota; Fungi; Ascomycota; Saccharomycetes; Saccharomycetales; Saccharomycetaceae
Source: the annotation of a GenBank genome assembly